GCGGCGGCGGCGGCGGCGACGGCGGCGGCGGGAGCUGGCGGCACGGAGAUCCGGACGGAGGCCGAGGCCGGAGCUGUGUGCCGGGCGCCUAGGAGAGGUGUGCAGCUUUCUAUUGAAGCCCCGGGUCCCCGCUGCCCUUCGGGGCCGCCAGCCUCCGGCUCCUCUCCGGCACCAGCAGCUACUCGGCGACCCCCGUCCGGCCGCCUCCCCUUCGCUCCGCGUCGCCCGCAGCCUUCCGUCUGCCCGCAAACGAGCCCGGCCGGCCGGGCCGUGGCCCUCCUCAGUGCCGGCCGCCAUGGCAAGGGUGCUCGGCGCAGGGGAAAUCUAGUCCGAGGAUUUCAUGCGGCCUAGCUCGGUUCUGUCUCCUGUGCCCGCGGUCCCGGCAGCUGCCGGCAACCCAGCCCCACUUCGGGCCUCCGUGUCUCUCCUGUGAUCGUACUGACACGGCCGGGGGGUUAGAAUGGAACAAACUGAAGGCUCGAUGAGAGAAAGGGAAAGUUAAGGAUGCUGGAGCAGAACAAUGGAUUUCUCUUUCUCUUUCAUGCAAGGGAUCAUGGGAAACACAAUUCAGCAACCACCUCAACUCAUUGACUCCGCCAACAUCCGCCAGGAGGAUGCCUUUGAUAACAGCAGUGACAUUGUUGAAGAUGGUGGCCACACACCCUUCGAAGCUACUUUGCAGCAAGGUUUUCAGUAUCCACCUACAGCAGAAGACCUUCCUCCACUCACAAAUGGCUACCCACCGUCGAUCAGCUUGUAUGAAACACAGACCAAAUACCCGCCAUAUAAUCAGUAUCCCAAUGGGUCAGCCAAUGGUUUUGGUGCAGUUAGAAACUUUAGCCCCACUGACUAUUACCAUUCAGAAAUUCCAAACACACGACCACAUGAAAUUCUGGAAAAACCUUCUCCUCCACAGCCACCACCCCCUCCUUUGGUACCACAAACUGUAAUUCCAAAGAAGACAGGCUCACCUGAGAUUAAACUAAAAAUAACCAAAACUAUCCAGAAUGGCAGGGAAUUGUUUGAGUCCUCCCUUUGUGGAGACCUUUUAAAUGAAGUACAGGCAAGUGAGCACACAAAGUCAAAGCAUGAAAGCAGAAAGGAAAAGAGGAAAAAAAGCAACAAGCACGAGGCUUCCAGAUCCGAAGAGCGCAAGUCACACAAAAUUCCCAAAUUAGAACCAGAGGGACAAAAUAGACCAAAUGAGAGAGUGGAUACUGCACCAGAAAAGCCAAGAGAAGAGCCAGUGCUCAAAGAGGCCGUCCCGGUUCAGCCAAUACUGUCUUCUGUUCCAACAACAGAAGUGUCCACUGGUGUUAAGUUCCAGGUUGGUGAUCUUGUUUGGUCCAAGGUGGGAACCUAUCCUUGGUGGCCUUGUAUGGUUUCAAGUGACCCCCAGCUUGAGGUCCAUACCAAAAUUAAUACAAGAGGUGCCCGGGAAUAUCAUGUACAAUUUUUUAGCAACCAGCCAGAGAGGGCAUGGGUUCAUGAGAAACGGGUACGGGAGUAUAAAGGUCACGAACAGUAUGAAGAGUUACUAGCUGAGGCAACCAAACAAGCCAGCAACCACUCGGAAAAACAGAAGAUUCGGAAACCCCGGCCUCAGAGAGAACGUGCCCAGUGGGAUAUUGGCAUUGCUCAUGCAGAGAAAGCUUUGAAAAUGACUCGAGAAGAAAGAGUCGAGCAGUACACUUUCAUCUACAUUGACAAGCAGCCAGAAGAGGCCUCAUCCCAAGCAAAGAAGAAUGUUACCUCCAAGACCGAAGUUAAGAAACCCCGAAGACCAAGAUCUGUGCUGAAUAGUCAGCCAGAACAGACCAAUGCUGGGGAGGUAGCCUCCCCACAAUCAAGUACUGACCUUCGGAGGCAGAGCCAGAGGCGGCAUGCCAGCGUGGAAGAGGAAGAGCCACCUCCUGCUAAAAUACCCUGGAAAACUGCUGCCGCCAGGAAGUCCUUACCUGCUUCCAUCACAGUGCACAAAGGGAGCCUAGACUUGCAGAAGUGUAAUAUGUCUCCAGUUGUGAAAAUUGAACAAGUGUUUGCUCUUCAGAAUGCGACAGGAGAUGGGAAGUUUAUUGAUCAGUUUGUUUAUUCAACAAAGGGAAUUGGUAACAAAACAGAAAUAAGUGUCAGGGGGCAAGACAGGCUUAUAAUCUCUUCACCAAGUCAGAGAAAUGAGAAGUCAACCCAGAACGUGUCGUCCCCUGAGGCAACAUCUGGUUCUGCAGGCCCCGUAGAAAAGAAGCAGCAAAGAAGAUCAAUCAGGACUCGAUCUGAAUCAGAGAAAUCCACCGAGGUUGUGCCAAAGAAGAAGAUCAAAAAGGAGCAGGUUGACACGGCGCCUCAGGCUUCCCUGAAGACUGGAUUACAGAAAGGUGCCAGCGAGAUUUCAGAUUCCUGUAAGCCUCUAAAGAAAAGGAGUCGCGCCUCGACUGAUGUGGACACGGCUAACUCCGCGUACAGAGACACAUCUGACUCCGAUUCCCGAGGACUGAGUGAUCUGCAGGUAGGCUUUGAGAAAGAAGACAGCCCUUCCGCUGCUGCGGAUGCAGACGCUUCUGACUCGCAGUCCGUGGACUCCAGCUUGUCUCGGAGAGGCGUUGGCUUGAGUAAGAAGGACAGUGUGUGUCAGGUCUGUGAAAGCACUGGCGACUCCCUGGUCUCUUGUGAAGGGGAGUGCUGCAGAUACUUUCACAUGGAGUGCCUGGGGCUGUCUGCAGCCCCUGAGGGAAGGUUCCUCUGCGAGGAGUGUGAGACAGGGCAGCACCCGUGUUUCUCAUGUAAAGUGUCUGGUAAGGAUGUGAAGCGCUGUUCCGUCAGUGUCUGUGGGAAGUUUUAUCAUGAAGCCUGUGUCCGAAAAUUCCCCACUGCCAUCUUUGAGUCAAAGGGAUUCCGCUGUCCCCAGCACUGCUGCUCCUCCUGCUCCAUGGAGAGAGACAUCUACAAAGCCAGUAAAGGACGGAUGAUGAAGUGCUUGAGAUGUCCAGUCGCCUAUCAUGUUGGGGAUGCGUGUGUCGCUGCUGGAAGCGUCUCCGUGUCCUCCCACAUUCUCAUCUGUAGUAACCAUUCCAAACGGAGUAGCCAUUCUUCUGCUAUAAACGUAGGCUUUUGUUUCGUUUGUGCCAGAGGGCUGGUAGUUCAGGACCAUUCAGACCCCAUGUUCAGUUCCUAUGUCUAUAAGUCCCACUACCUACUGAACGAAUCAAACCGUGCUGAGUUGAUGAAAUCACCUAUGAUUCCUUCUUCGUCAGCUUCCAAAAAGAAAUGUGAGAAAGGCGGGAAGCUGCUCUGCUGCGAGUCGUGCCCUGCUGCCUUCCACCCAGAAUGCCUGAGCAUAGACAUGCCGCAAGGCUGCUGGAACUGCAACGACUGCAAAGCCGGCAAGAAGCUGCACUACAAGCAGAUUGUUUGGGUCAAAUUGGGAAACUACAGAUGGUGGCCUGCGGAGAUCUGCAGCCCCAGGUCUGUGCCGCUGAACAUCCAGGGCCUUAGGCAUGACCUGGGGGACUUCCCCGUGUUCUUCUUCGGUUCUCAUGACUACUACUGGGUUCAGCAAGGCAGAGUGUUCCCUUAUGUGGAAGGAGACAAAAGCUUUGCUGAGGGACAGACUAGCAUUAACAAGACCUUUAAGAAAGCACUGGAAGAAGCUGCAAAGCGUUUCCUGGAGCUGAAAGCACAGCGAGAAAGUAAGGAAGCUCUGGAGAUGGAGAAGACCUCAAGGAAACCCCCUCCCUACAAACACAUCAAGGCUAACAAAGUAGUAGGAAAGGUCCCAAUCCAGGUAGCCGACCUGUCGGAGAUUCCCCGCUGUAACUGCAAGCCUGCGGAUGAAAACCCUUGUGGCUUGGAGUCGGAGUGUCUGAACAGGAUGUCGCAGUAUGAGUGUCACCCGCAGGUGUGCCCUGCCGGGGUUCGCUGUCAGAACCAGUGCUUCACAAAGAGGCUGUACCCCGAAGCAGAGGUCAUCAGAACGGAGCGGAGAGGCUGGGGCCUCAGGACCAUGAGGAGCAUUAAGAAGGGUGAAUUUGUAAAUGAAUAUGUCGGUGAAGUAAUUGAUGAAGAAGAAUGCAGACUUCGAAUCAAGCGAGCACACGAGAACAGUGUAACUAAUUUUUAUAUGUUAACUGUUACCAAGGACCGGAUAAUUGAUGCUGGACCAAAAGGAAAUUACUCUCGUUUCAUGAACCACAGUUGUAAUCCAAACUGUGAGACCCAGAAGUGGACAGUAAACGGGGAUGUUCGAGUUGGGCUGUUUGCUCUUUGUGAUAUCCCUGCAGGAAUGGAGCUGACCUUUAAUUACAACCUGGACUGUCUGGGCAAUGGCAGGACCGUGUGCCACUGCGGAUCAGACAACUGCAGUGGGUUUCUAGGCGUGCGGCCGAAGUCUACAUUCGCACCCACAGCCGAUGAGAAGACAAAGAAUGCCAAGUUAAAGAAAAGACGGAAACUCAAAACAGAACCAAAGCAGAUCCACGAGGAUUACUGUUUUCAGUGUGGAGACGGGGGCGAGUUGGUCAUGUGUGACAAAAAGGACUGUCCCAAAGCAUACCACCUCCUCUGCCUUAACCUGACUCAGCCUCCAUAUGGAAAGUGGGAGUGUCCGUGGCACCAGUGUGAUGAGUGUGGCAAGGCAGCUGUCUCCUUCUGUGAAUUCUGUCCACACUCAUUCUGCAGAGCUCAUGGAAAGGGGGCGCUGGUGCCCUCUGCACUAGAAGGUCGUCUCUGCUGCUCCGACCAUGAUCCCGCAUCUCCUGUGUCACCAGAAUAUUGGAACAAGAUCAAAAGUAAAUGGGAAUCACAAGAUCAUGGAGAAGAAGUGAAAGAAUGAAUGGUAGUGACUCCCUCUCCUGCUGUUGUAAACGGAAGAAGCAAAUAGACGAUGCAUUUAAAGCCAAGUGAUGCUGCCUUUGCCCCGGACUGCCUUAGACAGGGAGGGUGAAACCGGUUCACACGGCUAAGCAGGUGCUGCCUGGUCUCUCCAGUUUGUUGUGUUGCUUUGGGGAUAAUUUUGUGGACAGUGACAUUCCCUUGGUCUUUUCUGCCUUUUAUUGUGCUUCAGGGUCUUGGCAACUAUCAGAAGAGGUGUCUUCAUUUUCAAAGUUGAGAGAAAGGGAGAGAGAGAGAAAAGGAAGUUCUGAUGGUAAGAUCAGUGUCAAGCCCAAAAUGCAAUCCUUGGUCAUAUAAAGCAAAAUUAGCCAUUCCUUUAUUUAUUUUCAUUUUUAGGAAUUGUGAGAAGUGUAGCUCAAACAAUCUAACCUCCAUGUGCGUGCGUGCGUGCGUGUGUCUACCUUUAUAUACCUCUUUACUGAGCCUUAGAUAGGCUAACUUCUCUUUCCUUCUUCCCUUGCCUUCUCUAGUCCCAGAGAAGGCUCUAGCCAGUAUUCAGUCUGGCCUCGUGGAAACAGACGCCUUGACAGCUUUUACCUCUGUGGUCUUCGACUAGGUGGGCUUCAUGGUAGGGUUGUGUAGGGCUCUGUCCAGGAGGGAGGAGGGACUGAAUGCACCCUUGAUUAUAAGUGUCACCGUUUACAGAUUUUCCUGUGCGGUACAUGUGUGGGGACAUGAAUGCUCAUUGCUGUCACCCUGACACUGGCAAGCAGAGAAAGACCGAGGAAGGCACAGACCAAAAGUUGGGUCAUAUAUGCACCAUUUUCUGACCUCUUAGUGUAGACUCCAGUCUUACUUAGAAUUUAAGGGCAUUUUAUUUUCUGUCUUUCCUUCUGUCAGUCAUGUUUCCUUUGCCAGCUGAUGACUCAGUCGUGUUUCCUGGUAGAGCUAUGUAAUUGAAUCUGAAUUAUUUUUUAAGAGUUUUUUUUCAGUUGAUAUCCUAACUUGGGGAUGGUGAAAGCAGACAGAGACAUCCUCAGGUUGUAUUAUGUGAACAGUUUCUUCUUAGUAUUAUGCAAUGCUUAAAAUUGUCCCCAUUGAGGAAGGGGGAGCUUUCACAGGGUAUGUAAGAACCACAAGGACGUACUUCAUAUUAAAAAGCACUUGAGAAUGCUCGCUCCCAAGAAAGUCAGUGUUCGCAAACAUGGCUGUGAUGUUUGAUUAGUACAGACCUGAGCAAAGCAAGGCGUCUGCCCACAGAAUUCCUUUGCAUCUAGCACUUAGGAGUAUUUCUAUUCCAGUAUUACCUGUAUGAAAUCCUGUGAGACAUGGGAACACUGGACUAAUAAGAUGUCUAGUGUUACUGUCAAACAUGAACUUUCUCGGCUUUGCCUCCUCAAGAACUUAGUACUUCUUUAACAGGGUGGGAGAUGCUCUCUGGCACCCUGGGGUUGUGUCAAGUGUGUUUGUUCCUUUUUUAUUUUUUUACAAAUCAAUUCAGAUCUCUUUCUCUGGAUGAAAGAGCAAUUCUGUGCCUCUUUUUUAUAUAUAAAUGUGCAAUUUAUAGACAGCAGACAGACACUACAGUUUCCCUCUCUAAGCUCCUAACUGCCUCUCCCUGGAGGUGGCAGUCCUAGUCAUUCUGUGGUGGACGAGCUCCUGUGAGGAGGGCGGGCGCUGCACGGCCCUCAGACAGCUGUGAAGCACAGCCAUGCAAACACUACUCUUCAACAAUUAUGAAAUUUGAUGUCCUUUAAAACAAUGUGAAUAUCUGGGUUUUAUCAUACUAAAAUAUUAUUUUAUACAAACAUGAUAAACAUUUUUAAACUCACUGAUACAGGAUUUUCUUUGAUAUUCCAAAUGUAACUUUUGAGAACAGUGUCUAGUAUAAAAUUGUAUCUUCUUUCUUUUUUGACUUUAUGCUUUUUUAGUAUAGGAUCACUUUUAUAUAGCAAAGCCUAGGGUGCAUCAUGUAUUUCUAGACACCUUAGGUUCACCUGGCUCUGUUCCGCUCCUUUGGGGUAGCAUAUUUGUUUUUCUGUCUAUAAAAGAGCUUCGCAAAGA
Molecule: messenger RNA, 6891 nt
Organism: Arvicola amphibius (Eurasian water vole)
Lineage: Eukaryota; Metazoa; Chordata; Mammalia; Rodentia; Cricetidae
Gene: Nsd3
Product: nuclear receptor binding SET domain protein 3
Exons: 24
Coding region: 521-4828 (1435 amino acids)
Biological process (GO): regulation of DNA-templated transcription
Cellular component (GO): chromatin; nucleus
Molecular function (GO): histone H3K36 methyltransferase activity
Source: RefSeq, a predicted model, not a curated record